Macaca mulatta (Rhesus monkey) is the source of this 7054-nucleotide messenger RNA. NCBI's taxonomy places the organism in Eukaryota, Metazoa, Chordata, Mammalia, Primates, Cercopithecidae. The record is from RefSeq and is a predicted model, not a curated record.
UCCCAGGCACGCGGGCUGCGGGGUUAUUAGAGGUGGAGCGCGAGGAGGGCGCGCGGUAGGAGGCGGCCGCCGUUACGGCGCGAGCGUGGUCACGUGGCCGCUGGUCACCGCCGCCACCCCCUCCCGCCCGGUUCUCUUUCAGGUCGGGCCGGGCCCGGCCGCUUCCGCGAGCGCCUGGCAGACUGAGGGAGAGAGAGAGAGAAAGAGGAGGGGAGGAGGAGGAUGAUUCAGGGAAUAGGAGCUGGGGAGCCCUUCUGCGCCACAGUGAUACCAAUAUCAAGAUAAAAGUGUGGAAUGGGAGAAAAAUUCUCAAAGCCUGAAAGAAAAUCUGGAGAUGCUGUUUUUCCAGCAGUUAAGAGAGAACUUAGCUUGUCUGUUUCUUGAUUCCUCUUCAAUUUCUGUUUGCAAACCAAGACUUGUGUUUGGAGAACUCUGUUGUACUGAGCCUAAGUCAUUUUUGAUCUAUAACAAGAACAUGCAUUUUCACAUGUCAACCGGAUUUGUGGACCAGUAAAGUUCUCCCCAAAGAGAUGGAGUCUCACUCUGUCAUCCAGUCUGGAAUAUAGUGGUGCAGUCAUAGCCCAUUGUAGCCUCCAUCUCAAGGACUCAAGAGAUCUUCCCUCAGAGGCCUCCCAAGUAGCUGGGAUUACAGACAUGUUGAGAAAACAGCAUGGAAUAUCUAAUUAUAAUGUAUAAGGUUGUGAACAAAUCUUUUGGAUCACUCAAAGAUUCCAUCGUUUUCAACUGUAGUUACUUUUGGUGACAUUGUCCAGUUCCCACAAUGUAUCAUUCCUUAUCUGAAACUAGACAUCCUCUGCAGCCAGAAGAACAAGAAGUAGGCAUUGACCCCUUGUCCAGUUACUCUAACAAGUCUGGAGGAGAUUCAAAUAAAAAUGGAAGAAGAACAAGUUCUACUUUAGACUCUGAAGGGACUUUUAAUUCCUAUAGGAAAGAAUGGGAAGAACUAUUUGUAAACAACAAUUACUUGGCAACAAUAAGGCAGAAGGGGAUUAAUGGGCAGCUGAGAAGCAGCAGGUUCCGCAGCAUUUGCUGGAAGCUAUUUCUUUGUGUUCUUCCUCAAGACAAAAGUCAAUGGAUAAGUAGAAUUGAAGAAUUAAGAGCAUGGUAUAGCAACAUUAAAGAAAUACAUAUUACAAACCCAAGGAAGGUUGUUGGCCAACAAGAUUUGAUGAUCAAUAAUCCUCUUUCACAGGAUGAAGGGAGUCUUUGGAACAAAUUCUUCCAAGAUAAAGAACUUCGAUCAAUGAUUGAACAAGAUGUCAAAAGAACGUUUCCUGAAAUGCAGUUUUUCCAACAAGAAAAUGUGAGAAAAAUUCUUACAGAUGUUCUUUUCUGUUAUGCCAGAGAAAACGAGCAGUUGCUUUAUAAACAGGGUAUGCACGAGCUGUUAGCACCUAUAGUCUUUGUCCUUCACUGUGACCACCAAGCUUUUCUACAUGCCAGUGAGUCUGCACAGCCCAGUGAGGAAAUGAAAACUCUCUUGAACCCUGAGUAUCUGGAACAUGAUGCCUAUGCAGUAUUCUCACAACUUAUGGAAACUGCUGAACCUUGGUUUUCAACUUUUGAGCAUGAUGGUCAGAAGGGGAAAGAAACACUGAUGACUCCCAUUCCCUUUGCUAGACCACAAGAUUUAGGGCCAACAGUUGCUAUUGUCACUAAAGUCAACCAGAUCCAGGAUCAUCUACUGAAGAAGCAUGAUAUUGAGCUUUACAUGCACUUGAACAGACUAGAAAUUGCACCACAGAUAUAUGGGUUAAGGUGGGUGCGGCUGCUGUUUGGACGAGAGUUCCCCCUGCAGGACCUUCUGGUGGUCUGGGAUGCCUUGUUUGCAGACGGCCUCAGCCUGGGUUUAGUAGAUUAUAUCUUCAUAGCCAUGUUACUCUACAUCCGAGAUGCUUUGAUCUCUAGUAACUACCAGACCUGUCUCGGCCUUCUGAUGCAUUACCCAUUCAUCGGGGAUGUACACUCACUGAUUCUUAAGGCUCUGUUCCUUAGAGACCCAAAGAGAAAUCCAAGACCAGUGACUUAUCAAUUCCAUCCAAAUUUAGAUUACUACAAAGCACGAGGAGCCGACCUCAUGAAUAAAAGCCGGACCAAUGCCAAAGGUGCUCCCCUGAAUAUAAAUAAGGUGUCUAAUAGCCUGAUUAAUUUUGGAAGAAAGUUGAUUUCCCCAGCAAUGGCUCCAGGCAGUGCAGGUGGCCCUGUACCUGGAGGCAACAGCAGUAGCUCCUCCUCCGUUGUGAUUCCUACCAGGACCUCAGCAGAGACCCCAAGGCAUCACUUGCAACAGCAACAGCAACAGCAGCAGCAGAGGCUGAUGAAAUCAGAAAGCAUGCCUGUACAAUUGAACAAAGGCGAUGUAGUUACAGGAAGCGAUGCUCAGGUUUCUGUUCCUGUCCAGACUCUAACUGACCUCCAAGGGCAAAGUUCUAAAAACAUCAGUUCAUCUCCAAGUGUUGAGAGUUUGCCUGGAGGAAGAGAAUUCACUGGCUCCCCACCUUCAUCUGCUACUAAAAAAGAUUCCUUUUUUAGCAACAUCUCACGUUCCCGCUCACACAGCAAAACUAUGGGCAGAAAAGAAUCUGAAGAAGAAUUAGAAGCCCAAAUUUCCUUCCUUCAAGGACAGUUGAAUGACCUGGAUGCCAUGUGCAAAUACUGUGCAAAGGUGAUGGACACUCAUCUUGUAAAUAUUCAAGAUGUGAUAUUACAAGAAAAUUUGGAAAAAGAAGAUCAAAUUCUGGUUUCCCUGGCAGGAUUAAAACAGAUCAAAGACAUUCUAAAAGGUUCCCUGCGUUUUAACCAGAGCCAGCUAGAGGCCGAAGAGAACGAACAGAUCACCAUCGCGGACAACCACUACUGCUCCAGCGGCCAGGGCCAGGGCCGAGGCCAGGGCCAGAGCGAUCAAAUGUCUGGGGUCAUUAAACAGGCCUCUUCAGAAACGCCAGGGUGCACCGAUAGAGGGAGUUCCGAUGACUUCAUCCUGAUUUCCAAAGAAGAUGAUGGGAGCAGUGCCAGGGGCUCCUUCUCUGGCCAGGCCCAGCCUCUUCGCACCCUCAGAAGCUCCUCUGGGAAAAGCCAGGCCCCAGCCUGCUCCCCACUGGUGUUCUCAGAUCCGCUGAUGGGCCCAGCCUCAGCUUCCUCCAGCAACCCCAGCUCCAGCCCUGAUGACGACAGUAGCAAGGACUCUGGCUUCACCAUUGUGAGUCCCCUGGACAUCUGACCACAGUGCCCAGUCCUGCCCCACAGGGAUCCAGCCACCCUUUAGUGGCCCCAAGGCCAGACUGAGGCUUGCCCAGUGGAGACCCUUCUGAAACCACUGCUUCCUUCCCGGCAUGCAUUUGGCAUUGGUCUAGCCCUUUGAAACCCCUUAGAGAGAAGCAUAUAUGGCCACAAAGCACACAGGCUUAGGUUUGCCAAAUGCAGACAGGGCUUUCUGGGCCCUUACCUAACCCCUACCCGACUCUUGCUCUGAGUUAGAGCUGAGUUACACACCCAGUAUCACACUCACAGUUAGAAAAGUAGAAACACUUUUCCUCUGUCCCCUUCCUCCCAGCCAAGAAUGUGUGGCAACUCCAUCAGUUAUACUUAGAAGGAGGAGAAAUCGUUUUUUCCUAUCUUCUAUCCCUCAAAGCACCAGACAUAGGAAAAUUGGUUUAUACCAAGAAAGCUUCCUCUGUGGAAAUCUGUCUAAGCCUACUUUAUUACUGCAUUGGGAAGCCAUAUCGCAGAUCUAAAUGCGAUAGAAUGAACUAGAACUAGUGGAUUCCAGGGCUGGGGGGAAAAAAACAAACCCAUUACUGACCUCUCAAAGUUAUAAUGAUCUCUGCAAACAGGGUCUAAACUUAGGAAUCAUACUUAGGUGCGAUGUAGCAUCAGAUUUUUUUUGAUGUAUUAAAGAAUGCAUCUCCAGUCCUUAGGCCAUCAAUGUCUCUCCUUAAACAAUUGUAUUUCACCUUUUAGAAUCUUUCAUAGUCAGAAAACAAGGUUACUAUAAGCCAGUUUUUGCUGCACUGAUUUCAAAAGAUAUAAGAAUAUUACUAUCCUUCAGAUGGAAAAUGUGGCCUUGACUUUAUGGGAUAAACAUCUUUCAGACAGUUUUCUAGUCAAGUUUCUCUGGUUUCAGAGCUGUAUAUAUACACCUGUCAACUGAGGAGUAAAGGGAAAAACCCAAGUUCGUUCCCACCCAAAGUCAGAAUUCCUCAUUGGCCUUAAAGUAGCAGUCACAAGACUUAGAGAAUUGGACCUAGAGUCCCUUCUGUGGGGAAUAAGGAUACCUAGAGAACAUUCCAGAUGCCAAGAGGAUGCAGGAUUUCUGCACAACCUCUUCCCUUCUUGGAAGUCAAAUGUAGGAACUGCAGGGCCUGUGCUCAUCUGUGAACCUGCAUCCUGGGCACCACUGCCAGGACCGGGUCUGACAUGCCAGUGCCUUCCUGGGCUGCACAGAGACUCUCCCCCUUGUCAGCCAGCACCUUAGGAAACCAUCAUGGGCACAGAGCAUCACAUGAGUUGUUUCUCUCUUUAAAGAAGAUUCCCUGGAAAGGAUGCUUUUCCUCUCCUCUGCCUGCGCAGGAAUUCUAACAGGAAUGGGUAAGGAUGGCAGAGGGACACAGUGCCUGUCUCGCCUCCAUCAGGGAGAGCAGCCAUACCAGGGAUGACUGACUCUUUGAGCCUGUCCUCAGAGGAUGGCGAGGCAGCUGGGCAGUGGAGGCCUUCAUGGUAACAAAUGAAAGCUCAGUAUAGAGGAGCAGACACUGUCUACGUCCCUCCCACUGCUCACCUUAUAUAUCUGUGUAGACAAAUGUGAUAAUGACAAUGAUUUCCCACCCGCCCUCCAAGAAAAUGGUGACUCCCUCUCAAGUCAGCUACUGGAGAGAGGAGGGUUCUCAUUAGCUCUGCAGUUUGCUCUUAAACUCUGGCAGGGAAAUCUCCUCUUCCCACAUCAGCAUGUAAGGUGAAUAAUAACUGUGGUUUUGCCAGACAACAGGUUGUCUGGCCUUCAACCACUGGGCAGUUGCCUGGCAGAUGCACACAGUAGCUCCCUGGCUUCUGGCUCUGAGUGUUCCUCUCAGCACCUCUGAGUAAGUUGCUGCCAAGCACAUAUCCCUAUGACAACACUUUGUAAGCCACGGGGCCCCCAUACAGUGAGUGACCUUGCAGCUGUGCAGGGUUGCCAUUGGUCACUUUCGCACCUUGGGAAGGUGUCAGUGUUUUCAGUUCUCAGGUAAGAGGUGUAGAACUGUUCCUGCCAGGGCUCUGGGAUCGACUGGAAAGGACCACAAAGCUGGUCAUCCCUGGGCAGCUGGGCCACUGUCACCUGCUGACCUCUAGUAUUUCCUUUGCCCUAGAGCUAGAGUCAUGAUAGCUGAGGUCUCUGGCCCUGCAAGAGUCACUAGGCACCCACCAUGCCAAUAAGGCUCUCCGCUGGCUCCCUGCAGUUGGCUGGGUGUUUAAUAGUUACUGAAAACUCCCAGCCCUGCUGCACACUAGAGGCAGGACCUCGUGGUCCUCUCUAUUCUGUGCUCCUAUGUUGGUGGCAUGUGAGGACCAAUGGGUUCACUCAGAGAUAGUGCUUCUGUGUCCCCCAACAAGCUCACGCCCUCUUGGGAGGAGAGAGACAUACAAGAACAGUGGGUCAUGGGCAGUACCAGCCUCAAAUUCCCACAGGCUCAUACUCAGACAAUUGUAUUACUGCCUUUUGUUUUUUAAGUGUUUUUUUUUUUAUUCUUCAUAGUUGAGUAUUAUUUGCAAUUUUAUUAGUUACAGUGCUAUUAAAGAAUAUGUGUUCCUUUUAUUAUUUUAUCAGAUACUUAUGUUUACUUGCACAUUUUUUAAAUCUUGAAUAUAUUGUGUUUUGUUAACAAAUGUAGUAAUCAGUGGAACUCUUGUUAUGUUUUGAUUAUUAGCAGUUAAAUACAUUUUGUAUACAUGAAGCUUAGAUUAAUUCCCAUCAUCAUCUCCUUUUUUUAUAUAUGCCCCUAUGUGUUUUAUGCAUUCCUCUUUGAUCGGAUUGGAAUUUGAGCUAAAAUUUAGCUUUGUACAUUACGUGUGAGAGUUACAGACUAGCAAGUCUAAUUACUUUGCCUUACCUUGAGUGUAUGCCACAGGGUCAGAUAACACGUUAAACAUUUAGUUACACUGGAUUACUCUGCCAAAGCUGACCUCCUGCUGAUGUUCAGAGGUAACUGCAAUCUGGAAAGAGAUAAUAUCACUGCAGAAGGAAUGUGACUCUAAAAAUAAACCAGGACCUCCCUGUGAUUUGCCUUGUCUGCAGAUGACCGAUGGACUCUCGUGUGUCAGCCCUGGGCUUGCUAAGGAAGCUGCCUCAGGGAGUUGGGGGUCAGUUGCCGCUCUCAACGGGAAUGCGGGAAUGCCUCCUCUCCUUGUCAGAGAUGCUGAACAAAUAGCAAGCUCUGUGGCAGUCAUGCUGGCCUCCUAAUAAUAACCUGUCAGAGUUGAUGCACAUGAUUUUUGUGUUGUUUUUUUUUUUUUAAGAAACUGCCCCAGGGGUUCAUUAUAGAACAGGAGUGUGUAUGGAGGACUUAGGUCCCCACAUAGAGUGGCCGUUCUGUGGCGGCUACAACCAAUUCCAUCCCUUCUUUCCUGCGGACACACACCUGACCCCUGGCCCCUGCCCUGUGUGUCCAGAGGAGGGGCACUGGGGAGGCUGUGGAGCAGAGGGAAGAGGCCGGAUGCAUUGAGGAUGGCGCCUGGCAAGCCAGGCUUCCUUCUCAAAGGCCAGACUGCUUUCUCAGUGUUACUUUCUAAAGCUCUCUUUUUAUGGUGUUAUAAAGAUGUAUAAAGUUGGUAUAAACAGGCUUGAGACCACUUUGAUGUAAAAGCUGUCAUAGCAGUUUUUCUUACAGUGGCACAAUUCAUUUGAUUGAUGGAAUAUUCAGUGAUGCCAUUUAUGUCCUAUCGCUUUUUUCUCAUCCAUCUUUAUGCUAUAACUCAUAUUGAUUUAAGAAAUGAUUUCUCCUUUUGGCAAAGCGAUCCCAUUCAAUAUGGUUAUAAUAAAAGACUAAUGUGAAACUGA